AUGGCUGAUGCAGCAGAGGCCCAGAGAGAGGAAUCAAUCUUCUCGACCAGCUACUGGCGGCAAGUCUGCCCUGAGCUGCACGUGGAGGACAAAGCCUACCAGGCCGAAGUCCUCGCACGCGAUAGAUCUGUCGCAGCAGUGGCCGACUGCCGCGAGGUCCGCUCGCGCAUCCUGGAGGAGGGCUUCGCCGCGCUUUCUCCGGCGCAGCUCUCGUGGACGGCCCCGGUGGGCCGCCUCGCCCAGGGCGUGCUGCAGCUUGAGAAGCACGGCUGGCCGGCCACGUUCAUUGCUCUCUAUGACGAGGCCUGGGCGAUGGCGAGGGAUGCCGGCGCCGUGAUGCGAGAAGCCACGGGCAACAGUCUCUGUAUGGAUGUGGUGGGAUUCCUGGUGCGCCCAUCGCAAACGAAGGGCUUCUCGCCCCACCGUGACAGGCAGCCAGAAGACUGGACCCCAAAGGGUGUGCCGCCCGAGACGGCGGCCACGUUUAAACCGGAUGGCAUGGCCAAGUAUGUCACGCUCUGGGCGGCGCUGACGGACGCCACGCCCGAGAACUCCUGCCUGCACUUUGUGCCGCGACGGGUGGAUCCCGGCUACUCGGCUGGAGAUCCGGAUGAUGGGGAUCCGAUGUUGCGCAUCUUCCAGGACAAGGCCGCCUUUCAGACCAUCCGCAGUGCCCCCGUCGCUGCUGGAGGCUGCACAUUCCACACGCACCGCACCAUCCACUGGGGCUCCGCUGGCCGCCGCGCCGGUGAAGUGGCUCCGCGGAUCGCGCUGUCCUUCGGCUUCAGCACGGAGGAUUUCGAGCCGCCCUACUUCUCGCCAAAGGCCCUUCCCUUUCCGGAGCUUCGGCUGCGAGCUGCGCUGGCAUCAGCCCAGGUCCUCAACUACGCCACGUUGGCCGUGGGAGAUCGAGAGGGCUGGAGUGCGCUAGCAGGCGAGAUGGCGGGCUGCGGGGCCUCCACGUUGCGGCUGCUCCACCGGGUCUUCCAAAGCCAAGCGAAGCGUUUCCACCCCACGUACCGGAAGGAGAUUGCGACAAAGUUCGUUUCCGUCUCCUUGAACCUUCCACCAGGCGCGGCCGAGGAGGGAGCCAAGACAGCGGAGGAGGGCAAGGGCCCUGGCCCCGGCUCGCAGAAGAGGCGGCGCGCGGCCGCCAAGCAGGUCGAAGAUAGCGACGAUGACGACGAUGCGCUGAUGGCCAUGCUUGAGGCCGAGGCAUCCACCGGCGAGGUGCUCUUCCACGACGAUUUCGAUCUCCUGAAUUCCGGCGAGGGCCCGGAGGAAGCCUCCCCAAAGCCGGCGCGGAAGAAGAAGGCGCUCGGCAAGAGGAAGAAGCCGCGGGGCACCGGAAAAAAUGGGUAG
This is a messenger RNA of Symbiodinium natans, 1362 nucleotides long. NCBI's taxonomy places the organism in Eukaryota, Dinophyceae, Suessiales, Symbiodiniaceae. The record is from the annotation of a GenBank genome assembly.